CCGCCUUCCGAGCUGUACGUGGCCUCGCGACAACCGUCAGCUACUCGUUUCUGCAGGCCCCUUGAAUUGAAUCCUUUGCUUGAUCCAGACAACCCCCCUUUCCUUCCAUCCUCUUCUUCUUUCCUUGGAUCCUUCUCUUCUGUUUGUACCACUUUUCCACUCUCAAUCGCGCCAGAACAGCGCUUGCAUGGAGCUUGAAGUCUAAGCACUGAGUUCCCCGCGACGCCCUUGGAAGCUCAGAAGACCUUCCACAAUUAUCACCUUCUAAUACGGCCCUUUCUUCACAACCACCCACCAUGGCCAACCGUGCCGCCAAAUCCCCUGCUCGUCAGCCCAACUCCAAGCCUGUGACGAAGCCCAACAGCUUCGCAUCCGAAGGUGUCGAGAACUACGAUGUCUCGACUCUCAAGGCCAACGAUUGGCUGAUCUGCAGUGCCCUUUCUGUCGUCGCCCUCUUCGUGCGCCUGUUCCGCAUCUCUCAGCCCACCAGUGUCGUCUUUGACGAGGUCCACUUCGGUGGUUUCGCUUCCAAGUACAUCAAGGGCAAGUUCUUCAUGGACGUCCACCCCCCAUUGGCCAAGCUCCUCAUCACCCUCGCUGGCUGGCUGGCCGGCUUCGAUGGCGAGUUCGACUUCAAAGACAUCGGCAAGGACUACAUCGAACCUCGUGUCCCAUACGUUUCCAUGCGCCUUCUCCCUGCCCUCAUGGGUGUCCUUACCAUCCCUAUUAUGUUCUUGACCCUCAAGGCUUCAGGAUGCAAGACUGUCACUGCUACAAUGGGCGCCGGCCUGGUCCUCUUCGAAAACGGUCUCGUCACCCAGUCCAGACUUAUUCUGCUCGAUUCUCCCCUGGUCAUCUUUACCGCCCUGACCAUUCUCGGUUGGACUUCUUUCACCAACCAGCACGAGCAAGGUCCCUCGAAGGCCUUUACACCUAGCUGGUGGUUCUGGCUGGCUUUCAGCGGUCUCUGUCUUGGAGCCACUGUCAGUGUCAAGUGGGUCGGUCUCUUCACCAUUGCUUGGAUCGGCAGUCUUACUGUUCUCCAACUCUGGGUUCUUCUCGGUGACACCAAGACCGUUACUCCUCGUCUUUGGUUCAAACACUUUUUUGCACGCUUCUUCUGCUUGGUCGUUAUCCCUGUCUCAUUCUACAUGAGCAUGUUCGCCAUCCACUUCCUCUGCCUCGUCAACCCUGGUGACGGCGAUGGUUUCAUGUCUUCCGAGUUCCAGUCUACUCUCAACAGCAAGGGUAUGCAGGACGUUCCCGCAGAUGUCGCCUUCGGCAGCCGUGUCUCGAUCCGUCAUCACAACACUCAAGGAGGCUACUUGCACUCGCACAGCCACAUGUACCCUACUGGUAGCAAGCAGCAGCAGAUCACUCUCUACCCCCACAAGGAUGAAAACAACGUUUGGCUCCUCGAGAACCAGACUCAGCCCAUCGACAUUGACGGUACCGACAUUCCUACCCCUUGGGCAUGGGACAGCAUCGAACCUACCUUGAUCGAAGAUGGCGCCGUCCUCAAGCUCUACCACAUCAUCACUGACCGCCGCGUCCACUCUCACGACCACCGUCCCCCAGUGACCGACGCUGACUGGCAAAACGAGGUUUCUGCAUACGGUUAUGAAGGCUUCGAGGGAGAUGCAAACGAUCUUUUCAAGGUUGAGAUCAUCAAGCACUUGUCCGACGGUGAGGUGGCCAAGAACCGUGUCCGUACCAUUCAGACCAAGUUCAAGCUCGUUCACAUCAUGACUGGCUGUGUUCUGUUCUCGCACAAGGUCAAGCUUCCCGACUGGGGCUUCGAACAGCAAGAGGUAACUUGCGCAAAGGGAGGCACUGAGCCCAACAGUAUCUGGUACAUUGAGAGCAACGAACACCCUCAGCUCAAGGAGGAUGCAGAGAAGGUCAACUACCGCAACCCUGGCUUCUUCGGCAAGUUCUGGGAGCUCCAGAAGGUCAUGUGGACCACCAACGCUGGACUCGUUGAAUCUCACGCCUGGGACUCUCGCCCUCAAUCAUGGCCCAUCCUGCGUCGUGGUAUCAACUUCUGGGGCAAGGACCACCGUCAGAUUUACCUCAUCGGCAACCCCUUGAUCUGGUGGACUUCUACCGUCUCAGUCGCUGUGUACCUGGCUUUCAAGGCACUGGCUGUCUUGAGAUGGCAGCGUGGAUACAGAGACUACAACAACGUGCCCUUCAAGCGCUUCGACUACGAAGUUGGCACCAGUGUUCUCGGCUGGGCUCUUCACUGGCUUCCUUUCUUCCUCAUGCAGAGACAGCUCUUCUUGCACCACUACUUCCCCGCCCUUUACUUCGCCAUUAUCGCUCUUUCCCAGACUUACGACUUCAUCACUGCCCGCGUUCCUGCUCUUGGUCUGCGUCAACGCCCCGUCAUUGGAACAGCCGGUGCAGCCAUCUUUUUGGCAAUGAGCAUUAGCAUUUUCUACAUGUACUCUCCCGUUGCCUACGGAAAUGCAUGGACCAAGACAGACUGCAGCAAGGCCAAGUUAUUCGAGACCUGGGAUUGGGACUGUAACACUUUCUAUGACAGCUACUCCGAAUACAAGACGUACGAUAGAACGAUCUCGCCCGCAAAGUCGACAGCAGCUGCCUCGCCCGCCGUACAGUUCUCCCACGAGGAGAUUCCUGAAGCCCAGGUGACAAACCGCGUCGAGUCGGGAGAAGAGAGAAUCGAAUACCGUGAUGAGGCCGGCAACAUCCUCAAUGAAGAGCAGGUCAAGGAGCUUGAGGGCAAGGUUUCAUUCUCUACACGCUACGAGACCCGCACUAGAUUGGUGGAUGCUAAUGGCAAUGAGGUAUAUGAUGGCGUUGCAAAGGAAGAGGAGAGUUACGCAGGAACAAUUGCCGAGGGCAGCAACCAGGAGACUGGAGGUGUUGGCCAGGAUGAAGCAAACGAGCAACCUGCUAGUGUCAACGUCAAUGACGAUGUAGAAAAGGAGAAGAGCAUCGAGGCAAGCACAGCAUCUGCGGAACCAGAGAGCGAUGCUAGUGCAGCGACAGGCAAGGAUGAGCUGUAGAGUCGCAAGUUUGAUUCACAGGAGUUGUCAGUCGGGAUAUCAGGCCACGAAAUUAUGCUAAAACUACAAGUAGGAGCAGG
Molecule: messenger RNA, 3115 nt
Organism: Aureobasidium pullulans EXF-150
Lineage: Eukaryota; Fungi; Ascomycota; Dothideomycetes; Dothideales; Saccotheciaceae
Product: PMT-domain-containing protein
Exons: 3
Coding region: 297-3035 (912 amino acids)
Biological process (GO): protein O-linked glycosylation via mannose
Cellular component (GO): endoplasmic reticulum; membrane
Molecular function (GO): dolichyl-phosphate-mannose-protein mannosyltransferase activity
Source: RefSeq, a predicted model, not a curated record